This is a messenger RNA of Quercus robur (English oak), 1098 nucleotides long. RefSeq lists its product as uncharacterized. The coding region runs from base 1 to 1098 and encodes 365 amino acids. The record is from RefSeq and is a predicted model, not a curated record. The transcript has a single exon. Gene Ontology annotation, molecular function: catalytic activity. Lineage: Eukaryota; Viridiplantae; Streptophyta; Magnoliopsida; Fagales; Fagaceae.
AUGAAUUGCAUAAGUUGGAACUGCCGUGGUUUGGGGCAACCACGUGCAGUUUUAGAACUCACCGAGUUGGUGAAAAACAAAUCGCCCUCAAUCCUCUUCCUCAUGGAGACAAGAUCAAAGGAGCAGUAUUUGAAGAAACUUUGUUCGAAGCUUAAGUUAGAAAAUGUACACAUUGAGCCUCGGAUGAAUACAGGUGGUGGAUUAGCACUCUAUUGGAAGAACGGGAUUGAUCUCAAAGUACUAGAUUCUUCACCAACAUUUAUCGACGCAGUAGUUAACCCUGGAAUGGAUGACGCCUGGCGGUUAACGGGUUUCUACGGAAACCCAAUAACAGCCAACCGGGAACAUUCUUGGGCGCUACUAAAACACCUUUGCCUGAAAAUGGAUAUACCUUGGUUAUGCAUGGGGGAUUUCAACGAAAUAAUCAAAGCGGAAGAGAAGAAGGGUGGUGCAAACAGAAGGGAGAGACAGAUGAGGGAAUUUAGAGAAGCCUUGGAUUUUUGUGGUUUUCGAGAUUUGGGGUUCGUGGGUAACCCUUUCACAUGGUGUAACAACCAAUUUGAUGGAGAGGUGACUUGGAUUCGUUUAGACCGAGGGGUGGCAACACCGUCUUGGAUACAAAUGUUUCCCACAGUGCGAGUGCACCAUGUGCAAGGUACGCUAUCAGACCAUUGUCCAUUAUGGGUUUGUUCAGAUGAUGAAAAUAUUAGAUUCUACAAUAAAUCCAGACCAUUCCGCUUUGAGGCUGUAUGGUUGAGAGAUGAAGGGUGUGAGGGCAUCAUUAGAAGUGCAUGGCAAGGGGAAAUUUCAAAUGACUCAGUGGGCAAAUUAAUGGGGAAGGUGGAGGCUUGCAGAUUAAGCUUAAAGUCAUGGAGUAGGUUAUCUUUUGGUAAUAUACGCCGAAUGUUGAUGAAAAAAAAGAAGGAGCUAGCAGCAGCCGAACAACUAUCCAUGGCAGGGAUUAGUCAUGAGCAAGUGCGGAUUCUAAGGGGUGAGGUGUAUGAACUCUUGGUAAAGGAGGAGUGCUUGUGGCAACAAAGGUCACGGGUUGAAUGGUUGAAGGGAGGGGAUUUGAACACAAGCUAUUUCCAUGGCUGA